UUAAUAAGGUGAAAAUAAGGCAGAUUGAAAGAGAAUUGAAAAGAUGAAAGUGAAAGUGGUGAGUUUUCUAGUUUUCGGAUUCGGCAUCGGGGUUUUCGCACGUCCAAAAGCUCAUCGUGGUGCGCAUGAAACUGCAGAAUUCGUGAUUCCGCAAGGAAUCGUCACGAAUGCGACGAAAAUCGCCGCCAGCACCAACAACCAAACGCUCAUUUCGUCCCUCAACACUGCAGCCAGCCAAAACGACUAUAAGGGGAUGUCAGAGAGGCUGAUGGAAAUGGCGACAGGAGUUUCCGGUGGCACGGAUCAAGAUGCAGAUCAAGCCGAAGAUGUUUUAUGGGCCCUGGAAUGGGCGAGAUAUGAGGCAGCAAAGGGAGGACACGAUCGCCCGAUUUUUGACCCAGUUCUCGUCAUGUCGGCAACUUCUGUGCCCAUCAAAGUUGCCAAAAUGCGGCUGCAGAUGCGUGCAGAAACUAGCCCUCAAGCCAAAGCAAUCCACGACAAUCUCAACACCGAAAUUCAAAAAUACAAGCAACUCGUCAAGACCGCCAUGGAGACGAGGACCUUCAAAGCCGAGCAGAUGCAGCAGUCGCUCGACUUGCUGGAAACCCUGAGGGCCAGUGCCCAGCAACUCAGUGCCCUGGACCCUCCUUUCCCUUACUUGAAAUCCGGGCUCAAGAAAGUGGCGACGCGAGCCAAAGCCCGGACUGCGCAGCGCCUGGACAAGUUCGAGGCCGACGCCGCGGCGUCCGGGAACGAGGCCGUGCGAGAGGCGGCUCGGGAACUGGCCGCCGUCAGAGCCGCCUACAGGUCAGACGGGUUCUCUGCCAAACUCAUGCAGGACUUGAAAGCCGUGCUGGACAAGAUGAGCACGGCACUUCCCGCUGGUGCUGGUGGUGGUGAAGGGUCUUCGUCCGAGGAAAAUAAGUCGGGACAGCACGGGAAUAUCGGCAUGUCUCUGGGCGACAAGAGCCGGAAGAUGCUCAAAGUCGUCGAGUUGAUGACACCGGGAAUUUUCGGAAGAAACCUCCAGGUCCGAGGUCCUCAUCCGCCGAUCGGAGGCGGUAUAAAAGCCCCGGUUCUCGACUCGUCCGACCCAAACCUGCUUUCGACCAUGUUCAAGCGACAACUGGUCACUGCGUUUCUCCUGUUUGCGUUCGUCGUCGCCGAUUUAUUGGACGCGGCGCCUCAUCGCAACGCCAAAGAUAAAGAGGAGGGAAAGAAGAAGCGAGACUGCGAACGCCUGCCGUCGCCGAUCGACGAGUCCAUCGCCGCCAACAUCUCCGCCUUGACGGCCAGCAUCGGCGACGCUCAGCUCACCGAAGCCGUGAAUGCCGCCCUCCAGGUCAAGACCAUUCGUCCCCUGACUGACCUGCUGGUCAAGAUCGCAGCUGGGGCCUACAAAGUCGCAUCGGCAGCAGACCGGAAGACGGCCGAGGAAAUCGCCAUCGGUGUCGAGAAAAAUCGCAAGUGGCAUUGCAAAGACAAGCCGUCGGAAGUGAUUGACGAAGAAGACUCGUUCAACAACGAGAUCCGCGACGAAAUCAAGAGCAAACGCAGCAAGCCCAACUACAGCAGGUUCAUCAGGACCCUGUUUGUCCCGAUCCGAGUCGCCAUCGAAGAGCUCAGAGAGUUUGUGGAAACUGAUGCUGCGACCGAUGAGCAGAAGCUCGUCGCCAAGGAAGUCUUUGAUUACUUCCAAACUUACCGCGAAGAAACGGACUCUGCGACGGCGGCCAACCACGGCAAGCGGCCCAAGACCAGCGCCCAGAUCACCAGGGACCUGAGCACCCUGGUCCGGCUGCAGCAGGACUCGGGCAAGCUCGUGCCCGGGUUCGAGUCCCUCGCUGACACCGUGGCCAAGUCCCGGGUCCAGGUGCGAGACCUCAUCGAGUCCGUGUUCCAGCGCUACGAGGACUGCUUGAAGGACGUGGACGGGACCCGAUUCGCGGAUUUCGUCAAGGAAUUCGAGAGUCUGCGCCAAGUGCUGGAAAAGGAGGCCGGGUCCGCGAAACUCAUGACCAAGUUCCAGGUCGUGGUGGGCAAAGUGCAGGCGAGCAUCGAGUCUCAGGAGGAGCCGAUCCCGGAAGACAACACCAAGUUGAAGCGACUCAAGUGGAAGACGGACAAGUAUCUCACUUUCAUCGACGCCUACAUCCCGUUCGCCGACGACCUGUCUUGA
Molecule: messenger RNA, 2179 nt
Organism: Notodromas monacha
Lineage: Eukaryota; Metazoa; Arthropoda; Ostracoda; Podocopida; Cyprididae
Source: the annotation of a GenBank genome assembly